Messenger RNA from Pseudovirgaria hyperparasitica, 726 nucleotides. RefSeq lists its product as uncharacterized. The transcript has a single exon. Bases 32 to 682 code for a protein of 216 amino acids. The record is from RefSeq and is a predicted model, not a curated record. Lineage: Eukaryota; Fungi; Ascomycota; Dothideomycetes; Acrospermales; Acrospermaceae.
GCUGAACUGUACUGCACGUACCCCGCGUGACAUGUCCUUCCAUGCCUUUUCCCAGUCUUUAUCUAAUUAUCAAUGCCGCCGUUGUGGCCAUGAGGAGUCUUCACCCGGGCGCUCACUCUGCGUACUACGACUACUAUGUCGUCGAGACUGUGAGAUCCCGCUGUCAGAGCGGAUGCGGUGCACAGUGGCAGCACAGAAGGGUCUGCGGGAGCCUUUUGCUUUUCCAUGCCCCCAGUGCUGGCGCUUCGGACGAAGCCAACCACCAUCGUUGCCACUAUUACUCUCUGAUUAUACAAUGCAGGUCUUACGCUUCUUCAUCAGCACAGAUUCAUCGCUCAAGUCUGGUGUGGCGUUCGAUGGCAUCCCUCGCGGGGACCGCGACCAGCCUAGACUAAUUAACCUCAUGGUAGACCAGCCUGAACAUUUGUUUUGGUCUUCGAGGUGCCUCACCCAGGAACGCUUUACGCGCCCAGUUCAGGGUUGUCAUCGUGGCGUCGACUUCUCCAGACCCUCCGCUACCGAUGUCUUUGACGACCUCUCAUCAGAGCUUCCGGUUGAGACUCCGCUAUCACGAGGGACGGCGGCAGUCUCGUUCAAGCUGUCAAGCCACAGCAACCUUCACAGCCAUCUCUGUGGGGCUGGAGUCGUGAAUUUCUCAUGGCGCAGUUUCGCUUGGAAUUAGAUCCUCUAAUCUUGAUGGAGUUAGUCGACUCUUCCGUGGCGCAU